GGGAGGGGAGGGGGGAGGGAUGGAGGGAGGGAGGAUGCUGCCAGCGGAAAAUGGCUGCUGCAACCUCGAGCCUGUCCUGAUCCACCGAGACGACACCGAGGUGGGCUGAGCCAGGCCGAGCCGAGCCGGGCAGGGCCGGGUCGGGCGAGGGGGGACUGAGACGACGACGAAGACGAAGAGGAGGAGAGAGCGGGGCGAGAGGAGCGCGGAUGCGGGGAGAAUGUGAGCCACAUCGGCGUGUGUUUGCUGACAGGAGGCUGACAAGAGCGCGAGGAGAGCCCGGGGUGGGCUCCUGCUGCAAGCAGCGGGCAACGGCCAGCCAUGGAGGGCGACGUGCGUGUUCGCGCGGUGGUGAUGACACGUGACGACUCCAGCGGCGGUUGGGUGCCACUCGGGGGUGGCGGCCUCAGUCACGUGGUCAUAUGCAAGGGGCGGAGCAACAACGGCCGGGGGCGGAGAGAGCACGUCAUACGCGGGGAGCGGCUGCGAGACCGGGCGCCGGUGCUGGAGUGCGCCGUCCAGAGGGGGCUGGUCUACAACAAGGUCAACCCCAUCUUUCAUCACUGGCGAGUGGAUGAGCGCAAGUUUGGCCUCACCUUCCAGAGUCCCGCCGACGCCAUCUCCUUCGAAAAGGGUCUGCAAGUCGUCUUGGACAAGCUGGACCGAGGCUCCGACUCUCCCUCGUCAUCCACACCAGAGGAGGCAGACACUGAAGAUGACGGCCAAGCUUCCCAUACAGGAAGUGAGUCGUCGUCCAACAGCAGGAAGGAGAUGCUCCCCAAACCCAUCACCAUAGUGACCAGCGAGUCAUCUGCCACCUGCUUCGUGCGGACGGAGGACUUCAGUUUCGGAUCCGGUGGGAGCACGCAGACGCCUGCUCAGAUCCACACCAGGCCGGGACAGCACCAGCUCUCGCAAAUGACCGCUGCGUUGAACCCCCCAGCGCCACCGCCCCCCCCACCUGCUCCACCAUCCCCUCCAGCGGGCCCCCCGACCUCGUCGCCUCUGUCCCCCCUCUCACCCACCAUCUCCUUGCUGGAAGAGGGGGACCUACGCAGUGUGGAUCCCUGCAAGGACCUGUGGGGGUCCAGAGGGUAUGAGGACUAUCGGCGAGCCGGGGCCACCAGGACUAUGGUCGGGGGGCUGACCGGGGGCGUGGUGGUGGGCAGCGGGGGGAGUCACCAGGACAAGUCAGAGCUGUGCGUGGUCCGCUUUGAGAAAGAGCUGUCCGGGGUGGGGACGGCGGGCUGUGACGUCACCGUGAGUUUGGACAGCAAGGCCGCCCAGCGUCUGUCCUCAUCCUCGCCUACCUGCAUGUCCAUCCCCAACGCUGUGUCCGGCGUGUCCUCAGGGGCCGGCUCCCCCCAGGAGACCGGCAAAGGUUCCCCCUCGCCCUGCUGCAUACACACCUCCCUGGCAACGCCUCGAUCGCGGACUCGUAAAAGGGGAGGAGGGUCCGGAGGAGACCCCGGGGCCAUCUCCCCCGAUGAUGACAGCCCAUGUCCUCAGGCGUCGUCAUCGUGCUCGUCCCGCUGCGUGUACUGCCGCUCCGUGUUCAGCGCCUCGGAAAACGGGCGGGGCCGCUGCAGGGACGCCCCGGACCCGGCCCUGCACUGCCUGCGCCAGUGGACCUGUGUGUGGUGCGCAGAGAGCCUGCUCUACCACUGCAUGUCGGACUCCGAGGGGGAGUUCUGGGAGCCGUGCUCGUGCGAUGACUCCAUGGGGGGCCACCCGCACCCCCUCUGUUGUGCCCGCUGGUUGGCCCUCGUGGCCCUGUCGCUCUUUGUGCCCUGCAUGUGCUGCUACCUGCCUCUGCGCGCCUGCCUGCGCUGCGGCGAGAGGUGUGGUUGCUGCGGGGGGAAGCACAAAGCGGUCCGAUGAGACCAGGCUCGGGCUGGGGGGGCUCUCUUUGAGAGGGGCGGAGCCUGGAAGACCCUCCGAAGCCCCCACAGCCUUCCAACUGCAUUCCGCUCUUUCUCUUUUCAACCCGGGGCCUUCUGGACUUGUCCACGCCCGCCGAGGAGGCUGCAGGACCAGGUUCUGCGGCGCCGCAUGGAGCCUUCGUUGCGGAUUCCCCGCUAAUGUAGAGUUAGCGAGCAGAGACUUAAUGCGAAGGACGAGGGUGGGUAACCAUGGUGUGUUUGAAAUGUCCGUUUAGAAAGAAAAAGACAAAAAAAGAGAUUGUUGAGGUGAUUUUAAUUGGUCUAUUUUACUACAUGUCAGACACACGCUACCACACACUCACAGGAGGGGAAAACGUUAACGGUUUCGUGUUAGCCUGCGUCAUCCGUGGUCAGAUGAGCAGACAUCACCCUUUACCUCCAAACUUUACCUCACGCGCCGCCCCGCCACACGUCCGCUAGCUAGAGGAGGGACGAGAGAGCGGCCUCGGAGACGACGUCUCCACCAAACGCAACGGGACAAUUAUCCGUAAGGGAAGUUGCAAUGACAACCACUAGACUUGACGUGAUGGUGCUUUGUAACCGUAGGGAAGUUCAAGGAAUGGAGAAUUAACACCUUCACAUGUUUUCAUCAACACCCCCAAAGACAAACAAACCCGACUAACUAAUCUGUGGAUGUAGGAAAAGUGCAAUGAACAAUGUAUUUAAAGAUUAUUUUUGUACGUCAACUAAGGUGAAAAGUGUUGCUAAGCGAAUACUGUCGUGUGUUACUGUGACCAAGAGCAAGGGGCCGCAACAUUAGCUACGCCUGCGCAAUCUAACGACAUCCGAUACAAAAGAUAUUCACCUUUAAAAGUGAGCAUUAUCAUCUUUGCGAAAAUGUUGAUACAGCUCUGGCUACACUGUGCAGGCGUGCCUAAUUAAGUGGCCGGUAAACAGCAAAAUAGUGGCGGCGGUGCGCUCGCAGGGAAACAUGAAGUUAAGAGCCAGAGAGACUUAAAGCUGCUACUUUAAAUUGAAAUGCUCCCUCCCGCCACCCUUCACAUUUUGCUGAGUCGUAACAUUCCUGGCUAUUCUUACGUGACAAUUUUCUGUCUUUACGGCAAAUAUCGGAAUCCUUCUACCGCAGCGUAACAACAACAAAAUUCAAGACUUUUCUCCGGCUCCACCAUUAUAGACAACAAAUAAACGACCAGUCAAAAGUUUGGAGACAUUUUCGUAUGCUUUUCAAUGAGAAAGUGUCUCCAAACUUUUGACUGGUAUUGUAUAUUUACUGUACGGUUCAGUUCGGUUAUAUCUGCGCUAGCUACGCAAACAACACAACAUCAUAGCGUACCUACAUGAUAACACACCUGCCGGAGAAUAAGACCAAGCUGGAGGGAUCACUGUUGCCAACCUAGCGACUUUGUCGCUAUAUAGUAACUCAUCGUUUAUCACGGUUAAUUGGUUCCAGAUCCAACCGUGGUAAGUGAAUUUACGCAAAGUAGGAUUCAAUAUUAAUAAACUGAAUAGUUUCAUAAACCCGUUUAUGGCUUUCUAAAUACAGGUUUUAACAUUAUUAGAGCCCCGUAGACAUGAAAUAACGCCCCUAUAGUCACUUUUACACUCCUAUUAUUCUUUGUUUACAUCACACUGCGCAGGCUACGGGAUCACUGCAUGGACAAAGGGCGGCUGCGGCAAGCAUAGCAAGCUAUCGAGCUAACUAGGUAGCCUCUCCAAUUCACUUCUAAAUUUAAUAAAAUGUUCCAAACGGAGUGGGGAAGACGGACAAAGAAGCCAAAAACUUACCACGUCCACACGGAAUGAGAGGAGAAACUUUUUUUCUUUUACUCGAUCACAGCCACGGCAUGUCCGUCUCAUGCCAUGGCAUGUCGGCUCGGCUCUGCUGACUCAGUAGCCAUCUCCAUGCAGUGUAACGUUAUGUCUCAUAACAUUCCUGAUGCCCAGAGACCACAAUUACUACACAUAACUUGUCUUUCAAUAUUUUUGGACUAAUGAUAGGCCAUACUCAAACACAAAACAUUUUUAUUAAUUUAUUCAUUAUUAAAAAAAAAAAGUGAUAUAGUGAGGCAGCGAUAUUCAAAACGCGAUAUAGCAAGGGACAACUGUAUUUAGUGAGUGAUCGGACCUCUCUAGAUUUUUUGAAACAGAGUAUUGCUCUUCUAAACGAGUAGUGGGUGCUCUUGUGGGCCACCGCCCCGUCAAAAAGCACUCACAAUCGGCUAAAAUGACAAAAAUGUCCACAACCUAUUAUGCAAAUCUGACAAUUACAUAUCCCCACCACUGCCACAAAUAGAUUGCGGUCCUGUAGGGAAACACAGGAUUAUAUAAUAAAAAUGUAAUCCUCCUUCCGGUACUGUUACAAUAGCGCUUUCUGCAUAAUAAAUUACAUUCUGACACACAAGCAACAAUACCGUCGACCAAUCAGCAGACAGCAAACACAGAUGAUGCUCACGUAAAAAUAGCCAACGCGCGUUUUCCUCUUUCAUCUCCUUUGCAGCGGCUCUGGAAAGUUCUCCCGCCAAACUGCAAUACUCCGUGACACGGAAUGGCAUCAUAACAACAAUGAAGCAGUCGAGGCUAAAGAUGGAAGCAUGAAUGAACCUUAUAACUGAAGUCGGUCCCCCCCCCCCACCUCUACCACAAGCAGCCUUCCUAACGAGGUUGUUCCAGGAAUCUAAAACUGCCAUUCCCCAUCCUCGUGCUCCUAAAACACACACACACACACACACACACACACACACACACACACACACACACGCUGACUUGAAGAUGCAGAUGGACCAAAGCAGUAAAGCCAUCGUGCACACGUUUAUUACUUCCUUCCUUCCUUACGCUCCAUUGAUGGUGUUCCAGGCCCCCCCUUCACAUCCCUCCCCAUUCUUCUUACAUCUUAAUAAAUGUGCCUUUUUAUUUGAGUAAUCAAUCCCUUUUUGAUUUUCAAGUAACUCUGUAUUCACUACUUUUCAUUUCUGCCAAUGUGCAUAUUUUCAAAUGUACGUAUUUAUUAUGAUGAUUAUGAGUUUCAAAGUAAUUAAUGAGAUAUGACCUGUUUAUUUAUUUAUGGAGAUAUUUAUUCUUUAUUUUGGUUUUGUUUUUCUUUUGUUUUUUUCCUUGAGGCAGAUUUUUAAUCUUCCGUGCUGUCUUACUUCUGACUUUGUGCCAAUGUGCUGCUUUGAGGUGUUACAUAUCGUGGGUUUGUAUCAUUAUUAAACCCUCACUCUAUAUUUUACACACUGCUGCCAUUUUUACGCUUUUUUCCAAACCAUGGAAGGAGGGAAUUGUGAGGUUAAUGACAAAAAUAAUGGUUUAUUCCAUGAAUGUUAAUAAUAAUAAUAAGAGUGGUUUACUUAGCAGAGUACAUGUGCUGCCUUUUGUGCUUGAGGAUCUCCGUGGACGUGAGGUUCAGGUCUUCAUUGCAGACGUCACAGUGGUAAACUCUGCUUAGGCUGGAGCGGGCGGAGGAGGAGGAGAUUGGCUUUCUGCCAUCUUCCCCUUAAAAACAUCCACCAAAAGCUUGACAUGAGUAUUUCCAUCCUGAACAUCUUACAUCUGCAUAAGACAGGGGUGUCCAAAGUGAGGCCUGCAGGCUAUUUGCUGCCUGCCGGUGUUUCUUUUAUUGGCCCGAAAUAUAAUUGAACAAGAAAACGACAAAAAAAUUAUAAAUAUAUUGUGGGAAUAAAGUUAAUUUUACAAGAAUUUAUGAGAAGAAAGAAAAAAAAAACAUAUUAAACAGAAAUGGGGGAAAAAAAACAGCUGUAGUUUUAUGAGAAUGAAGUCAA
Molecule: messenger RNA, 5683 nt
Organism: Dunckerocampus dactyliophorus (ringed pipefish)
Lineage: Eukaryota; Metazoa; Chordata; Actinopteri; Syngnathiformes; Syngnathidae
Gene: spred3
Product: sprouty related EVH1 domain containing 3
Exons: 6
Coding region: 322-1881 (519 amino acids)
Biological process (GO): multicellular organism development; negative regulation of MAPK cascade
Cellular component (GO): membrane
Molecular function (GO): protein kinase binding
Source: RefSeq, a predicted model, not a curated record